AUGCAGAUGAAUGUCUUGCUGCUUGUGCAUAUUGCUGCAUAUUGCUGCAUAUUGUUGCAUAUACAUAUUAUUGUUGCAGGCCCGUCUACAAAACACCCCAACCAACUGCACGAGCGCCAGCAGCUGGGCAACAGUCUACAAAUGGUGGAGAUGUCGCCCCUGGCACGAUGGGGGCCAUCACAAAUGGUGGCGGGGUGGCGGGGGAUGAUGGUGCCAGUGAUGACGGGCAGAACCUGUACCUGGUCCAGUACGGCUCAGCAGGUAUGCAUGAACAUUAACAGCGAUCUGGGUCUGGGUCUGGGUCUGGGUCUGGGUCUGGGUCUGGGUCUGGGUCUGGGUCUGGGUCUGGGUCUGGGUCUGGGUCUGGGUCUGGGUCUGGGUCUGGGUCUGGGUCUGGGUCUGGGUCUGGGUCUGGGUCUGGGUCUGGGUCUGGGUCUGCGUCUGGGAUCAAUAGGCGGCGAUGGUGAAGCACUUCGUGACGCCUUGCUUGACAGGAGCUGCAAGGUGAUAGCUUACAUCCCGGAAGACACACUACUGGUUUAUGGCUCGGACAGUGCUGUCGCGGAAGCGGCAUUACUCAACAAUGCACUUAUGACUAUGUACACCGCCAACCACAAGCGAGAUCCGAGGCUGGACAUGGUUACGAGAGCCGUGAGAUCAGCGAGGCGAAGGCGGCGUAGGCAACUCAUCAUGGAGGCCGGGGGCGAUGAUAGCGGUGACGACAUGGCCGCCGCACAUGAUGGCAAUGAGGACGUCAUCCAUAGCCUGAAAACCUGGAGUGUAUAUAGCGGCAACCAUGUAAAACAUACAGCUGUUGUAAAGCGAUCACUUACGACAUCAAUUUUGCAAGGUGCAGAAGAAGGAAAUAGCAACACGGACAGCGGCGAUACCCAGCUGUACGGCAUUACCGUGUACAUCGUUCCAGAUCUGGAACCGGAGAUGGUUCGGAGCACAAUCCUGGAGGGCUGGAUGUCGUCUCUAGUUACGAUUUUGCAACGUGAUGUCAAACCAGCGGAUCCCUGUUUGCCAAAGGCACUGGACAUGGACCUGUAUAACUCAUUCUCCCCACGACUGCAAAUAUACUUGUGUCCUGAGGUGAGCAUGAGAACGGAUGUAAAAAAGUGCAUAUUGGAUGGGCAGCAGGUGUUGUAUCACGACUUCAGAAAGACACCGAUCGCGGAUGUCAUGUCAGAAUCCCAUGAUACACCCAGGAAACAACAGCAGGCCAGAUCCAAGCAACAAUUUAGGCGCAAUAUUUUAGCAGAGAAACCCAAGUUUCGAAGGAAGAAGUAG
Messenger RNA from Volvox carteri f. nagariensis, 1293 nucleotides. RefSeq lists its product as uncharacterized. The record is from RefSeq and is a predicted model, not a curated record. Lineage: Eukaryota; Viridiplantae; Chlorophyta; Chlorophyceae; Chlamydomonadales; Volvocaceae. The transcript has 5 exons. The coding region runs from base 1 to 1293 and encodes 430 amino acids.